This is a messenger RNA of Scylla paramamosain (green mud crab), 3740 nucleotides long. Its product is annotated as lamina-associated polypeptide 2, isoforms beta/gamma-like. The record is from RefSeq and is a predicted model, not a curated record. The transcript has 7 exons. Gene Ontology annotation, molecular function: DNA binding. The coding region runs from base 270 to 1295 and encodes 341 amino acids. NCBI's taxonomy places the organism in Eukaryota, Metazoa, Arthropoda, Malacostraca, Decapoda, Portunidae.
GAAAUGUAACAUGCGGUGGUUUGUAGAGCGUAAAGCGUGUAUGUGCAGGGGGGAGAGGGCUAUAUGCUGUGAGAGGAGGGUUGCAGUUGGCGGAGUGAGGCUAGACCCGCCUCCAUGUUACGUAAAAGUCCAAUCGGGCCGCCCGUCUGUGCUGGCUUGGGCGGUUCGCAGUACCUCACACGAGGAGUCUGCACAGUGCACACAGUAGCAAGCCGAAGUCGGCGGGGGGGGAAAUAAUCGCCAUUGACUGUGCUAAAAUCCCUGUUAUCAUGUCCGAAUUGACAAAGCAGCAGUUAAUAAAUGAGCUGGUGACCCACGGAGUAGAGCUGCCCGCCUCCACAGCCAAGAAGAGCGAGUACGUCAAGAUAUACGAAAAAUAUGUGGCCCCUGUUGCACAGUCCAAAGGGGAUUUCUCGUCAGACGAUGAGGAUUUACCGGUGAACGACGUGAAGGCUCAGGUGACCACCAUGGAUACAAGCACACUGGUGAUCAACGGUCUGGACAUCACCAGCCUGGAUGACGAUGACCUGUAUGCCCAACUGCAGGAACUCGGCUCACCUGUCGGUCCCAUUGUGGACAGCACAAGAUCGGUGUACCAGAAGAAGCUGUUUGUGCUGCUGGGUGGCUAUGUCCCAGAGCCAUCACAAACCUUUAAUGGGGAUGUGGAGCAGGAGGAGGAGGAGGAGUACUCCGACAGUGAGCCAGAGGCUGUGGUCGAUGCUCCCUUGCAAACACGCAACAGAGUGGUGUCACAAUCCUCCUGCACAACCUACACCAGCACUUCCUCGGGUGCGUCUGCUGCCAGUCCUCCAGCCUCACAGUUAUCAGAAACACGCAGGCGGUUGCUCCACUCAGGUGGUAAUGACAGAGAAUCAUCAGGAAUGGUGUAUGACCCAGACCUGCACACCCCAUCCCCACGACGCUCCCUGCGCACUGUGACCUCCUCCUCCUCAGAAACCACCACCUACCGCAGGAUGUUCAACAAUGGCAAGACUUCCAGCAGUGCCAGAUUUGCAAGCGAUGGUGGGAAGGAUGAAGUGGACAGUCCUCCAGCUCCUGGAAAGCUGUCCUCAGCUCUGCGGCUCCUAGUCAAGCUCCUCUUUCUUGCCCUCAUCAUUGCUACUGCUCUCUACUUCUACCAGAACAACCCCACUGAGAGUCCCUUCAAAGCCAUAGAGGAGAUGGCUCGCCAGGCACUGGAGGCAGCUUCAGGGGAGGAGGUGACCACCUCUCCUGAGGAUGCAGAUGGACCUGCUGCCUCCCCGCCCCCCCAGCAGCCAGAAGUGACCAAUUAGACCACAGUAUUAGAGCUCAGCAAUCACCUGGUGGUCCUGAUGGAGUGGCAUGUACUAGUUAGUGUUGCCUCAAGCAAUGCCUGAGCCUGAGAACAAACCCAGGCCAAGAAAAGUAUUGUUUGGUCUAUUUAAUGUAUUAUUCUAAUCUAAGGUGUUACCUGAACUCUGAAAGAUAUUUGUGUGUUGAAUGUAUUUCCUAAUUGAUUAGAGAUUUAUUUUCAGUUUUUUAAUACGAGAAAGAAAGGCUUGCGGAGUUAUUUAUUUUCCUUAGUCAAGUUUAAAACGACAUUGGGAUAUCAGGCUUUAGAAGUAUUUUCUUUUACAUAUGCAAUAUAUAGAUCUUUGUUUAAUAGCAACAGUUACUUUUCUUACUGUUUUUCAUUCAUCCUUCAUUAUGAAAUCUCUAUUCUUAUUUACAUCAUUCAGGCACCAGCUGCCUGUCUGAUCUAUAAGUUUCCUUCCAUUCUUUGGUCUCUCCAGCUUCUUUCCUACUUCAACACAGAUUUAACAUCAUUACCUUGCUUCCUACGUGUUAAGGAAUUAAAACCCUUUGUACACUUGACACACAUUGAUAUUAUGUAUGCAGAAAAUUAAACAUUUUGGGUACUACAAAAGAUGACUUUGUUCCAAAGGAAUUGGCUGGUAGGUACUGGCUGUCUUGGGAGCCCUCUGUACCUCAGCAAGAGAAGUGGCAAUGCUGGCAUCCGUCCACAGCCUGAACACUCAAUGCUUCAGUAUUCAGGCUCUUGGCUGAUGCACGUUCUUUGUGUUUUUUGUAGAGUGAAGCCUCACUGAUUCAGACACCUUAGGAAUUCACAAUUUUGAUGUGAUAGGUAACAUGAACAUUCUUUGUUUACUGUGUGAAUUAGCAUGUAUUAGAAGUUGCUUGAAUCACAUUCUGCAACAUUCUUCCUUUAUUUACUGCUCUAGUUUCGGCAUGAGAUACAAAGCAGGAAACAGUGAGGCUUUACUUGUUGGUGUAUUUGAUAUUCUCUGGUUUAAACAUAUGUACAUAGAGUCUUACUGAUUUUUCUAAACAAUUUAAUUUACACAAACAUGUGCUCAAAAUAGUCCCGAGUGAUUUGUGAAGGUUUUGAUAAUUGGUAGCUCCGUCCGACUUGCAGUAGCCACCAUGGGUAUUCUCCACUUUAUAAAAUUACUCCAAGUUCAUCUACUUUUCAAAAAUACUCUGUUUAUUGCUUAAUCUGCUAAAAGCUUUGAUAGUGUUUUGCCUGUUUUAAUUCUCUUGAACUGUGUAACAGCAAGUUUAAGUUGACCCAAUAAACACUAUACAGCAUAUUGCUCCUGGAUGGCUUCCAAGUCUAAGUCUCAUGAAGGAUCAGUCAUUUGUUUCUGACUUCCCUGUUCCUCACUAACCCUCUCUGUGGUGAUACUUUGAUGAGGUGUGAAGACUUCUCAUAACUUAAGGUAAUGUUAUACAAAAAUUGAAGGACAUAUUUUGUGACUAAUCACUCAAUCCUGGCAGAAACAGUGGGACCUGCCCACCAAAAUCCUCAAGUGCCAGGCACAAGUAUCUUCAGUUAGUAAGGUUUUAAAGACCCUUGGGCACUAGAGGAUCUGCUACAUAUAAUGCUAGAAAUUUGGGGCUCAUUAUGACCUUCAUACAUUGUUAAAGCAAGCAUCAUUUAUAGUUGGAACUGGCAAUAGAACUGUCACCCAGUGUAGUCUACUCUAGUCUUUAUAAAGUCUAAAUGUGUACUUGGCAAUGAUGUGGUAGGAUAGUGCAGGUCAACCAGACUCCACCAGGGCUGUGAUGCUCCUUUGAUGUAAAUGGUAAAACAUUUAUGUAUUGACUGUCAGUGGUUCCAUCCCCAGUCACUCCCUCAUGGUAUCAUCUUUUGGAUGAAAUCUAUACAAUAUUUUGAUAAGUAUUCUUGAAGUAAACAAUGCAACAGAAACUUAUAAUUCUACAUAAAUGAUCAGUUAUGACGGUUUAGUUAAUGCAACAAAUAGUCUGUGAUGGUUAUGCUAACUGCCUCCAAAACAUGAGAUAUUCAGGCCUCAAGGACCAAAAUGUACAAAUGGAAGUAUUAAGAUAAGGAAAUGGUCCCUUCUGGAAUAGUCUGACAUGUUUCCUCCAUCAGUUUUAUAACAGUACCCUGCGUUCCUCAAAAAUUGGUUGUACACUAUGGAGCCUCUAGUGGUUUGCUAAGAGUUUGUGGACUGAGUCACUUGCACUGAACCAGAGUAAAUUUUUCCCCUCAUUUUCACUCAGGGCUAAUGAAUCCCUGCUUUUGUCAGAAUUGCUAAAAACAUGAAAGGCUUUUAUUUUUCUAUGCAUCCUCAAUAAUGGGGGAGAAUUCUAACUUGAAGGAUUGAUUGUAAUACACCAAUGUGUGUUUGUUAUUUUUGAGUGAGUGAUGAACCUUUAAAGUCAAAACCUUCAUACAUUUUUGUAACAUUGAAUAAUAAAAAUAAAUUCUA